CGUCUGGCGACUGGCAGUCGCCUCCUCCCUCUGCUCCAGACCGAGACCAAGGCCUGGUGAAGGGACUGUCGGGAUAGUAGGAAGGGGAGUGGUUCGGGCCUGAUGCGCACCGCGCCAGGUUUCCGCACCAGCUCUGCGCCCCUCGGUGUGGCCCUCAAGCUCACAGCCGCGACCAUGCCCCUCCACGUGAGCCUCGCCAACGGCAACCGGGACCUGGAUUACGACUCGGUGCAGCCAUACUUCAUGUGCGAUGAUGAGGAGGAGGACGUGCACCAGCAGCCGCCGCAGCCGCCCGCGCCCAGCGAGGACAUCUGGAAGAAAUUCGAGCUGCUGCCCACGCCGCGCCCGUCCCCGGGCCACGCCGGCCUCUACUCACCACCCAGCGAAGCGGUCGCCGCGUCUUUCUCCCCCAGGGAACACGACGAUGACAGCUUCUUUACCGCAGACCUGUUGGAGAUGGUGCCCGAGCUGCCAGGAGAUGCAGUGAAGCACAGCUUCGUCUGCGACCCGGACGACGAGACGUUCGUGAAGAACAUUAUCCUGCAGGACUGUAUGUGGAAUGGCUUUUCGGCCUCCGCCAAGCUGGUCUCCAAGCUGGACCCCUACCAGGCUGUGCGCAAAGAAGGGACCAGUGCGAACCCGGCCGCGGACAGCGAGCCUGCGACGCCUCCAGACUGCACCUGCAACACCUGAGCACACCGCACUGGAUCUUUGGACUGUAAGCUUCGGCCAUGUUAACUGCCUCAAAUUCUGGGCAUAAAAGAACUCCCUCCCCCUUUUCUUUUUUAAAGCUUGCCAUCCUUCCUUAGCCCCCUUAACAGAUUUGUAUUUGUGUACUAAAAAAUCUUAAAGUUUUAUCACUUUUCCAAUGUCAACUGGACCCUUAAAUGUAAAUAACUUAAAUAAAACAUUUUAUCAGUUGUAUGAGAUCUUAA
This is a messenger RNA of Phodopus roborovskii (desert hamster), 935 nucleotides long. RefSeq names its product protein B-Myc. NCBI's taxonomy places the organism in Eukaryota, Metazoa, Chordata, Mammalia, Rodentia, Cricetidae. The record is from RefSeq and is a predicted model, not a curated record. The transcript has a single exon. Gene Ontology annotation, molecular function: DNA-binding transcription factor activity, RNA polymerase II-specific; RNA polymerase II cis-regulatory region sequence-specific DNA binding. Gene Ontology annotation, biological process: regulation of transcription by RNA polymerase II; positive regulation of cell population proliferation. Bases 103 to 693 code for a protein of 196 amino acids.